Lachancea thermotolerans CBS 6340 is the source of this 918-nucleotide messenger RNA. It is a transcript of the gene RRP45, whose product is annotated as exosome non-catalytic core subunit RRP45. The coding region runs from base 1 to 918 and encodes 305 amino acids. NCBI's taxonomy places the organism in Eukaryota, Fungi, Ascomycota, Saccharomycetes, Saccharomycetales, Saccharomycetaceae. Gene Ontology annotation, biological process: nuclear polyadenylation-dependent mRNA catabolic process; U5 snRNA 3'-end processing; nuclear polyadenylation-dependent rRNA catabolic process. The record is from RefSeq and is a predicted model, not a curated record. Gene Ontology annotation, cellular component: nuclear exosome (RNase complex); cytoplasmic exosome (RNase complex). The transcript has a single exon.
AUGGCCAAGGAAGUUGAGAUACCAGCUGCUGAGUCAAAAUUCGUGAUUGAGUGCCUGCGACAGAACCUGAGACUUGACUCUCGAAAAUUUGACGAAUUUCGCAGUGUAGAAAUAGAGCUUGGCGACGACUAUGGAGAUGUCACUGUGACGAUGGGUAAGACCAAAGUUCAUUGCCGCAUAAGCUGCACAAUUACGCAGCCUUACGAAGAUCGCCCCUUCGAGGGCUUAUUCUUCAUUUCGACAGAAACGUCCCCAAUGGCGGGCCCGCAAUUUGAAAACGGAAACAACACGGGAGAGGACGAAGUAUUGUGUUCACGGAUCAUUGAAAAAGCUGUUCGGAGAUCAGGUGCAUUGGACGUUGAAGGCCUUUGUAUUGUGGCAGGCAGUAAAUGUUGGGCUGUGAGAGCAGAUGUGCAUUUUCUUAACUGCGACGGUGGCUUCAUAGACGCUAGUUGCAUAGCCGUGAUGGUUGGUUUGCUGCACUUCAAAAAGCCUGAUGUGUCGGUUUCAGGAGAACAAGUAACAAUCCACCCAGUUGACGAAAGGGAACCCGUACCUUUGGGGGUAUUACACGUACCUAUCUGUGUUUCAUUCUCCUUUUUUAACCCCGAAGAUGCAGAGGAAAACAUAAAGGGUGAGUCUAACAGUGAAAUUUGCAUCAUUGACGCAACUUUGAAGGAGGAACUCUUGAGAGACGGUACACUUACGGUUACACUUAAUAAAAACAGAGAGGUGGUCCAGGUCUCGAAAGCAGGUGGGCUACCUAUGGAUGCUUUAACUCUGAUGGAAUGCUGCCACAAGGCUUACAAAAUUACUGAAGCGAUUACAGACCAGAUAAACAACGUCUUGAAGGCGGAUGCUACAGCUAGGAAUCAAUACGCUGCAAUUCUCAGCUCCGAGAAUGCAAGAGAGUCUUAA